AUGGGUUUAUUGGAGCAAGAUAAAAAAAUUAUUGAGCUAUUGUAUACCGAGUCAUCACGUAUUGUUUGUAGUAACUCAAAAAAAUCAGACAAUGAGGUUAAGUUAUGGAGAGAAACAUUAGAUGAAGCAAGUUAUAUUAGUGCAUUAUGUAGACCAACCGAAAAUCAAUUUGGUAUUGUGGGAAUUCAGGUCGUGGGUACAACUAUAUAUCUGAAUAUUCUUGUGAAUGAUCUGGCUGGUAUACCAAGAUACUUCCAUCUAGAUCAUGCAGAAAUUCCAUUAUCCUUUCACCAGUCACGUCUAAAAUCUCCUAUUCGUUUAUUAUUAACCCUGAGAAAUGUAAUGAUCGUGAAUAAGAGUCUUCUAGUGCAGGCAUUAAAACAAGCCACCUCUCAUCCACCUCGAAAUGUUAACCCAAGUCUUACCAUUUCUACGCCACUAUAUAAUAAUUAG
This is a messenger RNA of Funneliformis mosseae, 453 nucleotides long. Lineage: Eukaryota; Fungi; Glomeromycota; Glomeromycetes; Glomerales; Glomeraceae. The record is from the annotation of a GenBank genome assembly.